Physella acuta is the source of this 4735-nucleotide messenger RNA. RefSeq lists its product as uncharacterized. Gene Ontology annotation, molecular function: transmembrane transporter activity. The record is from RefSeq and is a predicted model, not a curated record. Gene Ontology annotation, biological process: transmembrane transport. Lineage: Eukaryota; Metazoa; Mollusca; Gastropoda; Physidae.
AGUGAUACUAAAAAAAAAAGCUGUGUUCAUUAGAGGUCUGAUAAGAUAAUAAUAGAGGUCAAAUCUCUGUGAUGCAGCUUGAAAAAUGCUAGUUUUAAAGGUCACCAUUUAUCAUCCUCUGAUACAAUAAGAACUUAAUACUAGACAUCUUAUGACGAUGGCCAUAGAAAAGGAUGUGUCACCUAAAAGUAUAGACCCCUCAGUAGGAUGGGAUCCUCAAGCUGAUGAGGCUGAUGUCAUGUACUCUGAUACACAAAAUAAAGUGCAGGAAAAAUGUGAGAACCCUAGUGAAGAUGACGCCAAGGAGUUUAAGAAAAAACUUUCCUGCCUGGAGUGGCUGACAUUUAAACUGAAACUGGUUGAAGAUGGGGCCACACCUCCGAAUUGGAAAUAUAUUGGAUUAGUUUUCGUAGCUUUAUUUUCUAGUGCAAGUACCUUGACGUUUUUGUUUCCCUUUUUACCUGAGAUGGUUUUGACUUUUGGUUACAGUGAAACUGAGAAAGGAACUUAUGCUGGUAUUAUUGCGUCUGCAGUCUUUGCUGGGCGCGUUAUUGGAAGUGUUUUCUGGGGGUGGCUGGCUGAUCGUUAUGGGCGGAAAAUUGUCUUGCUGAUUACCAUAAGCUUCAAUGGUUUAUUUGCUGGUCUAUUUGGUUUUGCUGACAAUAUUGUGGUUGCUGUCAUUUUUCGCUUCCUCUGUGGUGCUGUUAAUGGUACCGUGGGAACAGCCAAGACAAUCCUGUAUGACAUCUCAGACAACACAAACCAAGCUCUCAGCAUGUCCAUGUUGUCCAUAUCCUGGGGGAUGGGCCUAAUCAUUGGCCCCACACUUGGAGGUUUGCUGGCCUCACCUGCUAAGAAAUGGCCUGAUGCUUUUGAUGAGCAGGGACUUUUUGGAAGAUUUCCCUACCUCCUAGCCUCCCUUUUUCCUUUUGUUACCUGUGUUCUAGUCUUUAUAAUUAUCCUGUUUAAAUUUGAUGAAACUUUUGUUAUCAAGUCAAAAAAAAGAGAUUGUCAAGAAAUUAUUGUAGAUGAAAUUAAAGAUGAGAAUAAUAGUACAACUAAAAAGGAGAGUGACCUCCCCUAUUUAAACACAUCAUCUCAUGAUUUGAAUUUGAUGACACGGCUUGGCCAGUCCAUGCAGUCUUUUCAUCUAGACGCAGAGUCCUCAGCAUUCCAGGCUCUAGAGUACACCAAGGUGCCAGAACUUGUAUCCACUGUCAAAUCACGCUCAGUACCUGAUGUCAGAUACAAUCAUCCUGGAAACUUGAAAGCAACCAAGUCAUUAUUUCAACUACCUAUUAUAGCAGUAAAGGACGAGUUUAAAGAAAAAUCUGAUUUUAAGUAUGAUGAGAGCUCGAUACAGCUGAAAAAACGAGAUGAAAAUAAAGAAUUUUUAGAUUCAUCCCAAAAUAAAAGUAACAUGGAAGAAAUUCCAGGCACUGAGGUAGACAAUCUGUUACUUGAGAACAAAGAUGGCCGCAAUGGCCAGGUGACUGUCAGUGAAGGAGGUGAUGAUGAUAGUGUCUGCAAUUGUGUGGAGUUAGCUUGCCAGCUGGCCUGCUGUAAGCCAUGUCGUGGGUCAAGUAUACACAGGCUACUUAGGCUGACAGACGUGUGGACUACAAUCAUGCUUUACUCUGUGUUUUCAUUCACCACCAUUGCUGUAGAAGAUAUCUUUCCAGUUUUUGCUUCCACAACACAUGAGUAUGGGGGCCUAGGCUUUAACACAGAUGAGAUUGGAUUGGCCAUAGGUGCCAUGGUUCUCCCUCUUCUAGUCCUACAGAUCAAGUUGUAUCCCUGGCUGGUUUCAAAGAUGGGAAUACGCAAGGUGUUUCUGUUUUCCGCCAUGGUGUCCUUAAUUACUUGUCAAAUUCUUCCAACUGUCAGACUGCUGCACAAUCACAAAGUGUGGUUGUGGAUAUGUCUGAUAGGCUUUCAGAUACCAUUUAAGAUAGCAACCAAUUGUUGUUUUGCUGGCUCAUCCCUCCUCAUCAACAACUCCGUCACCCAGGACUUGGCUGGGCAGGUGAACGGACUGGCCAUGAUGACUACAGCCAUGGGGAGAACAUUUGCUCCUAUUGUUGCGGGGAGCAUCUUUUCCUGGUCUGUGACUUACGGUUUGGAAAUUGGCGCCCCUUUUGACACAAGUUUCCCAUUCUUUGUUAUUGGCCUUCUAUUUUUUGUCACUGUAUUUGAAUGCCUGUAUCUCAACCCCAAGCUAGAUCAACAGAAAAAACGGAACACCUGAGAAAAAUAGAUUGUAUGAUGUGUAAGAAGAGUAAUUCUUAUGAGUAAUGUGACAAAUAUAAACACUAUGGCAUUAUGUCAAUUAUUUUUGUAAACGACUGUGAAAGUCACUUUUUUACUAUGUUAGUAAAAUGACAUAUGUAUUCCAUGUCACAAACAGCAGAGGUAAAAAAUACACAGUCUAUGGUGGAAUAUUUUUGUUACGAUGCUGUCAAUGUUUUUUUUUGCCCUUGGUUAUUUUUGGUGGGUGUUUUUUUUUUCAAUCAUCGGACAGAUGAGUUGAUAUGGAAAUUCUUUUUUUCCGCAACAGAUACACCUUCUUUUAUUGUUAGUGAAAAUGUUAGAACUCAAGCAAAUUAGAAAAGCUGAGGAAAUUGUAAUUAAAAAAAAUAUACUGUGCCUACUUAAAUCACAUUGAUAUCACAUAUUCAUAGAAUGUGCACGCUGUGCAUUUAUUAAUUUUCAGUUUUAAAAUUUUUUACUUUGACAUUAGACUUUAUACAAUAUUAUAUACAAUGCCUUAUACAAGAAUAAAUGAGUAAUAAAGGUCUUUUCACCUUGUGUAAGUUAUCAGACUGAAUAUUAUAUUGAAGUUUAUACCACAUAAGUGAUUUACAAGUUUUUGAAAUUAAAAAAAAAUAAUUUUUAUCAGUAUUUUAUUUUUACAUAAAUGUCAGUUUAAAAAGAUGUUCACAGCUUGUUCAAGAUUUGUGUUCACUGUUUAGUGUUCGUUUAGUUACUGUCUCCAAAAUGUUGUCAAUUUACAUUCACUGUUUUGUUAUUAUUUUUUGGACAUAGAAUUGUAUAAUGUGAUAAAAAUUUAUUCAAACCAAUCACAAGUUUUUAAAAAUAAUGCUAUUCAGUAAUUUUGCAUUAUAAGCCUUUUAAAAAGUUAUUUUGUUUAUAAGCGUUACUUAAUUCAUUUUGAUUUUUUAAAAAUUAUUUGAUCUGUGAAUGAUUUUUUUUAUUGCUUUCUUUAGAAAGGCAUUUCAUAUUUUAUCAUAGAGAAGGCAUUAAAUAAAUUAAAAAUUUUCACCCUUUAUGUCAAAAUUUAAAACAAUAAUAUAAAUACCACAAAAUAUACUUAAGCAUUUGUACUUAAACAUUUUUAAAAUAUGCUGUUCUGUUCUUUUUUAACAAGCCACAAUAGAUAUAUGUUUUUACCAAAAAUAAGGUGUCUAAAAAGUAACCAGAAUUCCUCAGUAUGAAAUAGAAAGCUGUUUAAAAUUGAGUUUAUCUGUUUAAUUUAUUUUUGUUAUCUGGCAUUAACUGUCAUGAUGGAGGACGUGUAGAUAAUUGUUUGAUUGUUGGAAAAUCAUUUUGAAUGUGAUCAGCAAUUUUUUUAAAAACUUCAUAAUAAUUUUAUAUAUGUCUUACACACAUUUAGUGGAACUCUUUUGUAAUUGUACAUAGAUAAAAACACUUAUUCCAGUCAACCACUUUUAUUAUAUAUUUGUUCAUUAAUUAUACUUCAUAUAUUAUAUUUACAAUUGUGUAUUUUGUAUUUUUGUCAUCUUCUGAUUUUUUAAAAAUGUAAUAGUAUUAUAAUUUUGUUCCUUUCAUUUAACAUAUUAACUAUAUAAAAGUUAAACGUAGUCCAAUUUUUAUUAUUCAUAUAAGUCUUCUUGUAUAUUUUUGUGGACUGUGAUAGAGUGUGAGGUCUCCUUUAAAAAAACUUUUCACAUAUUGUUCUACUGAAACAGUUGAUACCAAACCUUUCAUCUGUGCAACAGUCAACUAUUAGAUUUGUCCCCACUGGUAGUUAUUCGAAUGUUUUUUACUUAAUUUAUAUGAAGUUGAAAAUCCCAAGAUACAAAGUUAAAAUGCACUUCUGAAGCCUAUGUAUUAUAGAUGCAAAUAUUGUUAUGGUCCUUUUUUGAUACAAUUUAUAGUUUUUUUAGUGCAUUUAUAAGUAAUUAAGUUUUCAUAUACACUUUUCAAAACAAAAUAAAAGCUCAGUACCAUCUUUAAAAAAAAAUAUGUCAAAGUUCUGUAGUCAUGACAACUGACAGUUGUGUCACCGUGAUUACCGUUGGUUAUCCAUAAGGACAGACUGUUGCUUAUCAUAACAACCAUGUUUGUUAAAUUAGACAAAAUUGUGGGUUCUGGCACAUCCAUGCCAAAAAAAUGUUGACCUGUAUGCUACUUAUCCUCAUUCAAUCAAAAUUUAUAUUCUGCUACAUCACAUUGAUUUCUCAGGUAAUUUUAUCUGGCAACUUCCUGAUCUCAUGUUACUAUUGCAAAGUGGGCAGAUUUCUUUUUUGUUUUUUUUUAAAUUUUUACUUCAGACUUUUUGAAUGAUCAGUUUAAAAAAUUAAAAUAGAAAUGAGAAAAAUAUAUAACGUUAGAAUAAUGUAGACUUGGGCCACUAUUUGAAAUUUAUUUUAGAUAAAGUAAGGUAUUGACUCCAUUAGCAUUAUAGUAUUUAUUGUUGUGUAAAGUAUCAUUAAACUUUCAAUCCAGCCCAGCUGCACAAAAUAUAUUUUGA